Messenger RNA from Cuscuta epithymum, 3358 nucleotides. NCBI's taxonomy places the organism in Eukaryota, Viridiplantae, Streptophyta, Magnoliopsida, Solanales, Convolvulaceae. The record is from the annotation of a GenBank genome assembly.
CACGCGUCUUUCAUUCCGUCCUAAUUUCCGUUUUGCCAAUCUCCUCCUCUCUUCUCGUCAACGGAAUAUUUUCUUUCAUUUUCCAGAUUCUGGAGUUCUCUGCGGGAGUAAAAAUUCAAAAUUGCUACUGAAUUAUUAUUCUCUCUUAUUAUGAUGAUUAUUUAUUUACUAUAGUGAAAGAAAAGAUAUGGGUUGCACCAGCUCGAAGCUCGAUGACUUGCCGGCGGUGUCCCUUUGCCGGGACCGGUGCUCCUUUCUCGACGAGACCAUCCACCAGCGCUUCGCCAUGGCCGAGGCUCACGUAGCUUAUGUUCACUCUCUUCAGUCUGUCGGCGCCUCUCUGCACCGUCUCUUCAGUCUGGAUCUCGACGAUCAUUCCUCCCCUGCAGCUGCCGACGACGACGACGACGGACCCACCUCCCCGGUUCACAAAGCCGGCAAGAAACAACACGCCGCCGAUGUUUAUCACCACCACUCCAGCUCCGGGUCACACCUUUGCAUCCACUCCGAUUCAGAUGAGGACGAAGAUUCCUCCCACUCGCCCUCUUUACACCACCAAUCGGAAUCCCCCCCGCCGGGUCAUUCCUAUGAGGAUCCGAGCACACCCUAUACUCAUUCCCCUCAAGCUUCGACUUCCGGCACGUUUACGCACAUGAAUUUCAUGCGGAACCAGUCCACGCCGUCGGUGACCUAUCAGCAACGGCCGAUGAGUGCCGAUACUGUGCGUAUGGAUGAUCUCUCUUCUUCCUACUACCCCUAUUACAACCCUAACCCCAAUCCCAAUCCCAAUUCCAGCCCCAACCAGUCUUUCUUCAGUUAUGCUACUACUGCUGCUGCUAGUUUCUUUGGUUCCUCGCAGCCAGGGCGAAGCUCCAGUUCCACAUCUCAGCCGGGUUACCAGGCGUGGGGGCCAUCAUCUGCGCCAUCCACUUCCAAGCAAGCUCCACCCCCUCCACCUCCCCCGACUGGCUCAGCUUGGGAUUUUUUGAACCCUUUUGAGAGUUUUGAUAAUUUCCACCGUCCGUUCUCGCCAAGCAGGAAUUCUAAGGAUGUCAGGGAAGAGGAGGGGAUUCCCGAAUUAGAAGAAGAUGAUGAUUCUGAGCAUGAGGUUGUGAAGAAAGUCCAAGUAGAUCACAAUUUCAUGGGUGGUGGUGGCGGUAGAAGGCCCGGCGGAAACAAAUCCGAGAAGGCUGCCGCCUCCUCAAAGAAGAAGAAUGACAAGCCAAGUGACUCGGAGUCGGUUUACAGGGGAGCUAGACCGAACUUAUCUGAUCCGGUUGAAUAUGAGGUUCAUGUGGUGGAUAAGAAAGUGGUUAAGGAGGAAGGGACAUCAGAGAAUCGCGACAGUGCAAGGGAAGGGUUCAAGGCUCGUGGCAGAUUCAAUGGAGACUCCGAUGUCAUGAGUGAGAUUCAGGUUCAAUUCCAACGAGCAUCUGAAUCUGGCAGCGAAAUGUCGAAGAUUCUUGAGGUUGGAAAGCUUCCCUACAACCGCAAACACGCUGCCUAUCAAGCUUCUUACAAGAUGUUGCAUGCGUUUACUCCUUCCUUGUCCGUGUUAUCGUCAAAACCUUCUACUUCAGAUGGCGCAGAGGGUGAUAUCUCUGAUCCUGCUUUAUUAGAUGUAGAAGGAGAAGUGAGUUCUUUAAGGCCCAGAAGUCUUUCUUCUACCUUGCAAAAGCUUUAUCUUUGGGAGAAGAAACUCUAUGAAGAAGUCAAGGUUGAGGAGAAAAUGAGGGUCCUUCAUGAGAGGAAAAGUUUAAGGUUGAAGCAACUAAGUGAAAAGGGUGCCGAGACUCAAAAAGUUGAUGUCACAAGAACUUUAGUUAGGAGCCUUUCAACAAAAAUCAGAAUUGCAAUUCAAAUUGUUGAUAAGAUUUCUGAGAAGAUAAGUAAAUUGAGGGAUGAAGAAUUGUGGCCACAAUUGAAUGACUUCAUACAUGGGUUAUCGAGAAUGUGGAAAUCCAUGCUUGAGUGCCAUCAAAUUCAGUACCAUGCGAUUAUGGAAGCAAAACGAUUAGAUUCCAUUGCACUUAACAAACAGUUUAGUGAUGCUCAUCUUGAAGCCACUUUGCACCUUGAGCACGAUCUUCUUAACUGGACUUUAAGAUUCUCUUGUUGGGUAAGUGCCCAAAGAGGUUAUAUCAGAGCGCUGAAUAAUUGGCUUAUGAAAUGUCUCCUUUACGUUCCUGAAGAAACAGAUGAUGGACCAGUUCCAUUCUCUCCUGGUAGGAUAGGUGCUCCCCCUGUGUUCGUUAUCUGUAAUCACUGGGCACAAUCAUUUGAAAGGGUUUCUGAGCAAGAAGUCAUAGACAGCAUGCGAGAUUUUGCCACAAACAUCCUUCACCUGUGGGAAAAAGAUAAGCUACAAAUGCGUAAUAGAAUGAUGGACAACAAGAAAAUGGAAAAAAAGAUAAAGAACCUUGAAAGGGAGGAUCAGAAGAUACAUAGAGAGAUGCAGGCAUUAGAAAAAAGGAUAUUAGUAUCAGCAGAGGAAAAUACCCUCUCAUUGAACACGCGUGCCAUUUACCAGAGCGAAACAAGCAAAAACAGUAGCCUUCAGGCUGGUCUUCAGCAUAUCUUUGAGGCCAUGGAGAGAUUUACUGCAAGCUGCUUGAAAGUGUACGAGGAGUUGUUGCAGCGCAUUGAAGAGGAUAAUCUUGCUCGACACCAUGACAGAGUGUCAUAACGAUAUAUGCCUUUGAAGAGGUUUCUGUUAACCUUGUGGGCUUCGGAGUAACUCCAGCAGAAGUUGCUACUGUUUUGAUCUGAGAGUGGAGAGGCCAAAUGGAGGGACCUGCCCUUGCCCUGCUAUACCAUGUGCUGCUGGCAGCUUGAUCGGUUUCUGCUUGCUUUUAUCAUCUGGAUUACUGGUUAUGGGGAGGGAAGGUGCAGUACAUUCUCCUCGGGCAUCAAUUGCGAGUUUACAAGCAGUGACGGGCGCACUACUGUGGGAGGGCCGGGGAAGGUUCUCGUCUGAGUUUUUUAGAACACAUGCAUCCUUUUGUCUCCCAGCCAGAUUACAGCUCCAUAACAGAAGCCCCCUGCCAAUUUUCCCUUCAUUUUUAUUUUUAAGUUUUCCCUUUAUCCUUGAGAGAUUAGAUUGACAAGUACAUAUCCUUAUGUUUUUUUGCGUGUGGUAUGCCUUGAAUUUGGUCGGUUACUGUAGUUGACAGGUUUUCUUUAGCUUUUUGAGUAGUAUAGAUUCAGUUUGUAAUUUAUUUCUGGCUUAUUUAACUUGUAUAGUUGCUUAAUUAGUUAACUGAUCCAUCUUUAAUAAUUUAUUUAUUAUGCUUCUGUAAUUUGAGUUGCAAAUUGCAAUGCUAUGUUUGUGAAGAGGAUCUUUGUUUACUAUGUUCAA